ACUUCAUUCCCCAUGUUGAAACUCGUCGGUGGCGGUGGCGGACAGGACUGGGCAUGCUCAGUGGCUGGGACAGGUCUGGGAGGCGAGAAAGCCGCGUUUGAAGUCGCGCGGCUGGGAGAUCGGGAGGAGGCAGGCGGCUGGGGGUGCGCGGGGAUCCCCGAUUCCGCGCCCGGGGCAGGCAUGCUCCAGGCCAGCGCCACGAGAUCAGCGCGCGGGGGGCAGGGCGCUGAGGAGGUGGGGGAGUCCGCGGGAGGAGGGGAGGAGCGCCGGGUUAGCCAUCCCCUGGCGCCGGCUCUGCGGCUGCUGAAUCGGAAACCGCAGGGAGGAUCUGGGGAUAUAAAGACGCCCGAGAAUGACCUCCAGCGAGGCCACCUGAGUCGGGGCCCGCGUGCAGCCCCGCCAACCUCCGGCAUGGACGACCGCAGCGGGCAGCCGGAUCGUUUGGCCCCGCACUCCCUAGGGGCACCCCCGAGCACCCGCGCCGCCGUGAACGGGCUGCUGCACAACGGCUUCCACUCAGCGCCAGUCUCGUCUCCGCUCGUCUGCAGCCGGGGCCCCGGGGGCGGCGGCGACGCUACGCCCCCACGCCUCCCGCUCCUGCCGGAGCUCCAGCCGCAGUCGCUGCUCCCUCAGCACGAUUCACCGGCCAAGAAAUGCCGGCUGCGGAGGAGGAUGGACUCGGGGAGGAAGAACAGGCCGCCGUUCCCGUGGUUCGGCAUGGACAUUGGUGGAACACUGGUUAAGUUGGUCUACUUUGAACCAAAGGAUAUUACAGCCGAAGAGGAACAAGAGGAGGUAGAGAACCUGAAGAGCAUCCGGAAGUAUCUGACUUCUAACACUGCUUAUGGGAAAACCGGGAUCCGGGACGUCCACCUGGAACUGAAAAACUUGACCAUGUGUGGGCGCAAAGGGAACCUCCACUUCAUCCGCUUCCCCAGCUGUGCCAUGCACAGGUUCAUUCAGAUGGGCAGCGAGAAGAACUUUUCCAGCCUUCACACCACCCUCUGUGCCACGGGAGGUGGGGCUUUCAAGUUUGAAGAGGACUUCAGAAUGAUUGCUGACCUGCAGCUGCAUAAACUGGAUGAACUGGACUGUCUGAUUCAGGGCCUGCUUUACGUCGACUCUGUUGGCUUCAAUGGCAAGCCGGAACGUUACUAUUUUGAAAAUCCCACAAAUCCUGAAUUGUGUCAAAAAAAGCCGUACUGCCUUGAUAAUCCAUACCCUAUGUUACUGGUUAACAUGGGCUCAGGUGUCAGCAUUCUAGCUGUGUACUCCAAGGACAACUAUAAAAGAGUUACAGGGACCAGUCUUGGAGGUGGAACAUUCCUAGGCCUAUGUUGCUUGCUGACUGGUUGUGAGACCUUUGAAGAAGCUCUGGAAAUGGCAGCUAAAGAUUCCAUCAGCAAGGAAGACCUUGCCCGGGCCACAUUGGUCACCAUCACCAACAACAUUGGCUCCAUUGCUCGGAUGUGUGCAUUGAAUGAGAAUAUAGAUAGAGUUGUGUUUGUUGGGAAUUUUCUCAGAAUCAUUAUGGUCUCCAUGAAGCUCCUAGCAUAUGCCAUGGAUUUUUGGUCCAAAGGACAGCUAAAAGCUCUGUUUUUGGAACAUGAGGGUUAUUUUGGAGCUGUUGGGGCACUGUUGGAACUGUUCAAAAUGACUGAUGACCAGUAGAGAUGAGCCGUCAUGGGGACAGCCUCCCGAGGGGACGGAGAACUGAAAACUGCUGCUGGAGAAGGUGAAAGGCAGCGUGGGAAGGAAGCCGAGCCACUGUGGCAGAAGCACCUGCUGGAAUUGUAAAUAAUUUAAAAUCCUUCUAGCUGAUCUUUUACUUAGGUUUUGAGCUAAUGAUUCAAAAUGGGGAAUAUAAGAGUUUUUUCUGUAUACUGUAUUUUUUAAAAAAAAAAAUUGUGUGCAGCGUGGCCAAACCUACCAAUUUUAUGCGUUAACUUUGAAAAGUUGUAUAAUGUUUAAGAAGGACCUGAUAUGUAUGCGCUGUUCACUUUUCUUCUGGGGUUUACUGAUCAGUGUGGUAAUUUUAACUUCAUUUAGUAAUUACUCUAGGAGAUUUUACCUUUACUUAUAUUUUUCAUGACGUUUCAUGAUUUGCUAUUGGUUUCAAAUGAAACUACAAAUCUGGCUUGUUUUACUGUGAACACGUUUUUUUUGUUUGUUUGUUUGCCCUUCUUUGUCUUGUUUUCCUGUUUGGAUGUCUUAAGAAAAAAAAAAUCCUUCCCCCUGUUUCUGUCCUCCAAUGGUCUGCCUCCCAUCCCAUAACAUUUCUUUGAUGUAAUUGUUUAUAUCAGUCAAGGUGCUGACCGGGAUACAAAGUUAAGCACAAGAUCUAAAGCUCUGGAAAAUGCCUAGGAAGGGAAGACUUUGAAAGUGUUAAUGGAUUUAAUGAGUCUGGCAAAAGUUGCAAAUUAUAUGCAAUUUUGUCUUAUCCCUUAUAAAUAGUGUUUCAUUGGGCUUAUUUUAUGCUAGGUUAUGUUAAAUUAAAAUAGUCUAUGAUAAAGUGUCCUCAUUCACGCCCCGCAUAUCAAUGGCAGCAAAACUUUGUCCAAGAAGUUUGAAACUAAUGGGGAAAAGCCUCCCAGUAGAUGCAUUAUUCGUAUCAGGAGAUUUAGGGUAAGUCAUGACUUGAGGUGUCAGGUAGUAAUUAAUAUCUAUUUGUUUUGUGUAUAUAUGUACCUAGAAACUUUAUAACAAGACAUCUUAAAUAAUGAUGUUUAAGUUUUUUCAUUUUUCAUAUUUUUAACUGAAAACUGUACUUCAAUCCCAGUUUCUAAAAUUUAAAAAAUAAUUUAUGAUACUGAUCUAUGUAUUUUCUCCUUUUGGAAGACUCUAUUAAAACUGAUGGUUAACUUUCAAAUGAGGGUCAUGUACCGAUAUUGGAACGCAUGAGGUCUAAUGAUCUUGUGAUUGUUGAAAGGAUUUUUUGAAGGACAGUAUAAUUACUCCACGAUGGAUCUUUCCUUCUCAGCCUUCUGAGCACCAUCUUUAAUUUCCAUAUCUUCAAGUCUUGAAGAAGUUGAUGCUAAUUGAAGAAUUCACUUGUCUGGUUCAAAUAAAGCCUGUUUCUGUUGUGAUGUUUUCAGCGUAUAUGUUAUUUUCAUUUCUUAAUGCUCAUGUUUAUAUUCUCUUCCUUGUACCAUGAAACAACUAUGUGUGGUGUUUUUGCUACUCUACAUUUCAAAACUUGAACGUGAGGCUUUCCCGUGCAUGUAGUGAGGUCUAAAACACUGUGUCUUCGGUUGAAGCUGUAGCCCUAACACAGAGAUUUUUUUAAUAUAA
Molecule: messenger RNA, 3291 nt
Organism: Otolemur garnettii (small-eared galago)
Lineage: Eukaryota; Metazoa; Chordata; Mammalia; Primates; Galagidae
Gene: PANK1
Product: pantothenate kinase 1
Exons: 7
Coding region: 13-1671 (552 amino acids)
Biological process (GO): coenzyme A biosynthetic process
Cellular component (GO): cytosol; nucleus
Molecular function (GO): ATP binding; pantothenate kinase activity
Source: RefSeq, a predicted model, not a curated record